UUAUUUCUUUUCAUAUUGAUCCAAUUUCUCUAUCCUACUGUUAAUGGUCAUGAUAGGGAAAGACUUGCUACUAAUACAGACUUAAAGGCGGUGAUGGAGAAAUUAGAGGAACUUCAGACGACCGUACACCUCCAAAGUGAUCGUAUUUCUCAGUUAGAGAAUCAGAACAGAAACUUUGAAAAACUUAUAGCCACCGGUCUCCGCAGCAACGAAAACAAGCAAGAUGAACGGAUUUCCAUUCUAGAAAAUCAGUACCUGUGUUUAGAGGAAAGUUUGGUGAAGCAAUCCAAGGACAUUUUAGCUGAGAAAAAUCUUAAGGAGACCACUACAAAAAAGAUAUCCAUGUUACUGAAUAGACAGAAUGUCCAAGAAAAACUAUACAGAGGUCUAAAGAAUCGACUACAAAAUUUGAUAUACUUCCAGCAAAAAAAGUCAUCUUACCCUAAAGCCUUCACACAACAUAAAGACAGUUUAAUAAGAAAAGUGUGAUUGCUUGCUCCCGUGACAACAUCUGCAUCAAACGGCAACGUUGUUGCUUUCUAUGCGUAUUUAUCGAAGAAUGUUCCAUCUCC
Molecule: messenger RNA, 572 nt
Organism: Saccostrea cuccullata (small rock oyster)
Lineage: Eukaryota; Metazoa; Mollusca; Bivalvia; Ostreida; Ostreidae
Exons: 2
Coding region: 94-489 (131 amino acids)
Source: RefSeq, a predicted model, not a curated record